This is a messenger RNA of Lontra canadensis (Northern American river otter), 2498 nucleotides long. RefSeq names its product zinc finger protein 7 (gene ZNF7). Lineage: Eukaryota; Metazoa; Chordata; Mammalia; Carnivora; Mustelidae. Gene Ontology annotation, molecular function: DNA-binding transcription repressor activity, RNA polymerase II-specific. The record is from RefSeq and is a predicted model, not a curated record. Gene Ontology annotation, biological process: negative regulation of transcription by RNA polymerase II. The transcript has 5 exons. Bases 340 to 2442 code for a protein of 700 amino acids.
CGGAUCCAUCAAAGUAAACCCGAGUUUCCCAGUUGAGAGGCUUCGGAGUUUCUCCCACCGAGGCGCGGACACGGAAGUUUCACUCCUCAGACCGCUUCCUGAAGGCAGGUUCUCAUGCCUUGUGCAUGGCCGCGUCCCCUGCCUGCCUAGUCGGGACCUGGCGGAGGCGGCAGCCCCCCGCCCGCCCUGUGUCUGUGGAGUGACUCACGCACCUCACACACGCGGAAAGAGGAAGGGAGCUUCCGGGGGCAGAUGCUCACGAGCUGUGGCCACUUGGGCUCCACCAUAUGUCCCUGCUGAAGAACACUGGGGUUAGAGCAGAUUGCGCGGCCUGGACACAUGGACGCCCACUCACCGAGCCUCAUGGGUUCCCUGGGGUGCUGGUGUAUGUCUUUUCAGGAGGCUGUGACGUUCGGUGAUGUGGCCGUACACUUCUCGAGGGAGGAGUGGCAGUGUCUGGACCCUGGCCAGAGGGCCCUCUACAAGGAGGUAAUGCUGGAGAACCACAGCAGUGUGGCUGGACUAGCAGGAUUCCUGGUCUUCAAGCCUGAGCUGAUCUCCCGGCUGGAGCAGGGGCAGGAGCCAUGGGUCCUUGACCUGAAGGGAGUCGAGGGGAGAGAGGGGGCAAGAACCUUCCUUACAGAUUCUGCGGUUGGGAUUGUGACUGAGCAGGCCUGUGAGCACGUGGAUGUUCUAAAAUCAGAACCCUGUGUGGCGCUGGUCAGAAGCCCCUCACAGGAUUUUCCUCAGACUUCUAGCUUUAGAGACACCUGUGAUUCUGAGGUCUGGUCAGAGACUAAGCCAGGCUCCCUCCUCCAGAAAAAGCGCUUGAACUCAGGGACCGUGGCUACCAGGAAGACCUUCGCCAAGGAGGGUGCCCAGGGUUGUGGCAAGCUGGAGAGCAGUGGUGGCCUGGGUGGUCAGCCUGGCAGAAGUCCAGGAGGUGCUGCUGAGGGGACAUCCCGAAGAUGUGACACGUGUGGCACAAGUUUUAGAUCUACUUCAGACAUUGUUCUGUAUCAAGGAAUGAAUACACAGAAAAAAACUAGUAGAUGUCCAGAGUGCAAAAAAAAUUUACCCGAUUGUUUACAGGGGAGAAAUGGAAGUAACUGCCACAGAGAGAAGCCCUAUGAGUGCGAGGAGUGCGGGAAAGUCUUCAGGUUGUGCUCACAGCUUAAUCAGCAUCAGAGAAUCCACACUGGAGAAAAGCCAUUCAAAUGCAUCGAGUGUGGAAAAGCCUUUCGUCUGAGCUCAAAACUUAUUCAGCAUCAAAGAAUUCAUACUGGAGAGAAGCCCUACAGGUGUGAGGAGUGUGGAAAGGCCUUCGGUCAGAGCUCCAGCCUCAUCCACCACCAGAGGGUCCACACAGGGGAGAGGCCCUAUGGCUGUCGGGAGUGUGGGAAGGCCUUCAGCCAGCAGUCCCAGCUGGUCAGACACCAGAGGACCCACACCGGGGAGAGGCCCUACCAGUGCCAGGAAUGUGGGAAGGCCUUCAGCCAGAGCUCAACGCUGGCCCAGCACCAGCGGAUGCACGCUGGGGACAAACCCCAACUUCCACGGAGCCCAGAUGGUCUCGGCCUCAUUGCGCAUCAGAGAACCCACCCUGCGGAGAAGCCGUUUAAGUGUGACGAGUGUGGGAAGGCCUUCAGGUGGGUGUCUCGCCUUAGUCAACAUCAGCUGACCCACACCGGAGAGAAACCUUACAAAUGCAACAAGUGUGCAAAAGCCUUUGGUUGUAGCUCACGACUUAUUCGCCAUCAGAGAACUCACACUGGAGAAAAACCAUUUAAGUGCGAGGAGUGUGGGAAAGGCUUUGUCCAGGGCUCACACCUAAUUCAGCACCAGAGAAUUCACACUGGAGAGAAGCCCUAUGAGUGUAGUGACUGUGGAAAAGCCUUCAGCCAGAGCUCAAGCCUCAUUUACCAUCAGAGAAUCCAUAAGGGAGAGAAGCCCUACGAGUGCCUCGAAUGUGGAAAAGCUUUCAGUAUGAGCACACAGCUCACAAUACAUCAGAGGGUCCAUACUGGGGAGAGACCCUACAAGUGUACUGAAUGCGGGAAAGCUUUCAGUCAAAACUCAACCCUUUUCCAGCACCAGAUAAUCCACGCAGGAGUGAAGCCCUACGGAUGCAGUGAGUGUGGGAAAGCCUUCAGCCGGAGCUCCUAUCUUAUCGAGCACCAGAGGAUCCACACCCGGGCCCAGUGGUAUCAUGAGUAUGGGAAUACCUUGGAAGCUUCUACCCACGUGAGCCGUAUAAAAGUCAAUACUGUAAAGAAACUGCAUAAAUGUAAUGAAUGUGAGAAAAUAUUCAGGUGGCGCUCACAUCUCAUUAUACAUCAGAGAAUUCACACCGGAGAGAAACCUUACAAAUGUAACGAUUGUGGCAAAGCUUUUAAUCGGAGCUCAAGGCUUACUCAGCAUCAGAAAAUUCACAUGGGGUAGACCUCUUACCUUUAUAAAUGUGUAUAAGUGUGAAUAAACCUACAGCCUUAACUUUA